AAAUAUUAAAAAAAAUAAUUUUUUAAAUGUUUAUUUUAAUUUUGAAAGAGAGCACGUGUACAAGCUGGGGAGGGGCAGAGAGAGGAUACCAAGCAGGCCCCACGAUGUCAGUGCAGAGCUCGAUGCGGGGCUUGAUCUCAUGAAUUGUGAGAUGAGAUCAUGACCUGAGCUGAAAUCAAGGGUCGGAGACUUAACUGACUGAGCCACCGGAUGCUGCAACACAAGAGCAUUUUCUGACAUGCCAAAAGCACAAGCCACAAGGAAAUUUGCCUCUGUCAAAAUAGAAAGUGAAUAACAACCAAAUAUGCCAUGAGAACUGGCAAGGUGAUAAAGUACAAAAAGACACUGUGACUUACAUAUAAGAGUUAGUGUUGAGAAUAAUACAUCCAAUUGAAAACCGGGCACAGGAUAUGAACAGAGUUCACAGGUGAUGAAGUGUGAAAAGCAAACAACGUUACUGGUAAUUAAGGAAAUGAAAACAAAACCACAGAGGCAUCAUUUUGGACCAGACUGGCAAAUGUCACGUAGAGGUGACAUCAGGAAAGCAAUGAAUCUCCUACAUUUUGUAUGUUGCUGGAGGGAUGUCAAACUAAUAAAACCACUUUAGAUAACAAUUUGGCAGAUACUAAAAAAGGUGAGGGUAUGUGUAGCCUGUGACCUCAAAUUCCAUUUCUAAGGAUCUACCUUAGAGAAACCGUUUUGUGUGUAUACGAGGCGACAAAUUAUAAGGGCAACUUAAUAAAGGAUUCCAGGAAAUUAAUAACCUAAAUGUCCAUUGGGAAAAGAAUGGUUAAUUACAGGGUGUGCAUGCAAUGAGAUAAUCAGCAGUUAAGGGGCGCCUGGCUGGCUCAGUCAGAAGAGCACGCAACUCUUGGGGUUGUGAGUUCGAGCCCCAUAUUGGGUGUAGAGAUUACUUAAAAGCUUAAAAACUUUUUUCUUAAUGUGUGGCAGUGAAUACAGCAGAUGCAGGAGCUGUCUGCAUUCAUGUUAAUAAACGAAUUUCACUGAGCGCAGAGUGUGAUGUGAGGCUCAAACUUUCAUGAACCAUGAGAUCAUGACCUGAGCCCAAGUCAGAUGCUUAACCAACUGAGCUGCCCAGAUGCCCCGAUUGUAUUAAGUAAUCUCUACGCCCAACAUGGGGCUGGAACUUAGACCCAAAGAUCAAGAGGCACAUGCUCCACCGACUGAGCCAGCCGGGCACCUCUGCAAUAUAUAUUCUAAAAUAAUUCAGAGGAGCUCCUGGGUGGCUCAGUCAGUUAAGGACCCAACUCUUGGUUUCAGCUCAGGUCAUGAUCUCAUGGUUUGUGGGUUCGAGCCCCACAACGGGCUCUUCACUGACAGUGUGGAGCCUGCUUGGGGUCCUCCCCCACUCUGCCCCCACCUGUUCAUGCUCUUUCUAAAUAAAUAAACUAAAAAAAUAAUUCAGAAUAUAUAGAGUUCCUACAAGUUAAUAAGACUAUAGGAAAACGAACAAAAGGUUUGGGGGCUUCACAAUAAAGCAUAUGAAUAGGUACUUACUUUCAUUAGUCUUCAGAGAAACGCGCAUUCAAAUCAUCCCGUAAUGCUGUCCUACCCUCACUAGGAUGGCUAAGGUACAAGACAGACCAUAGCAAGCACUGGUGACAGUGUGGAGCAACGGAAGUCCCACACUGCUGGGGGAAAGUAAAUCGGUACAAACACUUUGAGAAACUUUGGCAGUAUCCACUGAAGCUGAAAAUAAGCAUAUUCUAACACCAGAAGUUCCACCUGUAAGUAUAUCCCGACAGAGACAGGUCUCGCCAUGUUCUCCAAAAGACACGCAGACAUGGAAAACAGCGCUCUCCAUAAUAGCCUCACCCUGGAAGCAACCCAAAUGUCCAAGAGUGGAAUGGAUUGUUGCCUGGGUGGCUCAGUCAGUUAAGCGUCCAACUUCAGCUCAGGUCACGAUCUUGUGUUUGUAAGUUCGAGUCCUGCAUCUGGCUCUGUGCUGACGGCUCAGAGCUGGAGCCCGCUUCAGACUCUGUGUCUCCCUCUCUCUCUGCCCCUCCCCUGCUCGUGCUCUCUUUCUCAAAAAAUAAACAUUAAAAAAAAAAAAAAAAAAAAGUGGAGGUGAGAAUCCUCCGCCUAAGCAGAGAAGAAUAUUUUAGCAUUGGCAUUGUUUAGAAUCGUCAGCCAGCACGUGAUGACAAUAAAAAGCAAACCAGUGGGUCUCAUUGCAUUGAAGUUCCCUACGGACAGCACACUCCCUUAUUGCCUGCAUCUGGGGCAGAUGGCUCUCCUACCUCUGCCCGCAUGCCACUGCUGUGGACUAUUUAUGGAAUGGAGUGCUGAAAUGGUAUAUAAAGAUGAAAAUAAACACAUUCUUAAAAUAUGCAUCACAGAUGAAGCCCACAGACAUAAUGUCGAGUGGAAAAAAAAGCACCUAGAGGAGUUCACACUCAGUGAUGCCACUGGCAUGAGAUCUGCUGAGUGAAAUAAAGCACAUGCAGAAGUCUGAGUGGUGUGGCGCCAUUUCUGGUUCAAAACAAAACCAAACCCAAGCAAACUGAAUAAUGACAGAAGCAAAUGCACCAGAAACACGGAUCUGAACAAUCCCAGGAUAUGUUGAAGUUUGCUAUGAUUGAGAUGAACUUUGCAAGUGUGUCCAGGAAGGUAAGUAUUUGGACAUUGUUUUCACAGUAUCGUUUGUAACAAAGUUGGAGGCGACCAAAAUCUCCAAGAUUAACGGGUAAGCGGAGUUGCCACCUGUAUACAAUGGAAUAUUAGACAACAGUUAAAACACGACUAAGAAGAAUCAACCAGGAUCACUCCUGAUAAUUUGAUGUUAGGUGAAAAAAAAUUGCAGAAUAUUGUCUGUACGGUGUCAAACACUGUAUGUAAAUGUGUGAAGCAGAAAGGACUGAGGUAACCAUUCUUGAGCACCUACUAUAUUCCAGCUACCUUCCUGGACCCCCACGGCAACCCUGUGAGCUACUUACUAAUAUUAUUUUUCACAGAGCAGGGAACUGAGGCUAGUGAGGGGCAGCCCGACAGGACAGCCCACAGCUGGGAGGGAGCCCAGGGCCGGGACCCACAGGCUGGCCGCUAGAAGCUCCCUGCCAGCCAGCCCGGGACCAGCUGCCCAGGCUGGGCUCUCAGGCCCGGGCCACCAUCUGGAGCCCUGAGCCGGCGCCGGGCAGGAGGCCCUGUAACUCCAGCCGCCGCUCCCGCCCCUGCCCGCCCCUCCUUCACCUCAGCCUCCGGCUGGACUGCCCACAAUGCCUCCCAUUCAGCCCUGUCCCUGCUGCCAGGCCUGCGGGCCAGAGAGGGGGGCUCCCGCGGCAUCCAGGCCGACUGGCAGUGUGAGCCGGACGGCAUGGAGGGGACCCAGAGCGUCUCCUUGGUGCUGCUGCUUCCCCUGCUGCUGCCACCGGGCCCAGCUUGGCAUGCGGCUGCCCAACGCUGCCCACAGACGUGCGUUUGCGACAAUUCCAGGUGGCAUGUCGCCUGUCGGCACCAGAACCUCACUGAGGUGCCAAACGCCAUCCCUGAGCUGACUCAGCGGCUGGACCUCCAAGGCAAUGUGCUGAAGGUGAUCCCCCCAGCUGCCUUCCAGGAGCUGCCUUACCUGACACAUCUGGACCUGCGGCACUGCCAGGUGGAGCUGGUGGCCGAGGGCGCCUUCCGCGGCCUGGGCCGCCUGCUCCUCCUCAACCUGGCCUCCAACCGCCUGAGCUCACUGCCCCAGGAAGCCCUGGACGGGCUGGGCUCACUGCAGCGGCUGGAGCUGCAGGGGAAUAUGCUGGAGGAGCUGCGGCCGGGCACGUUCGGGGCACUGGGUGCGCUGGCCACCCUGAACCUGGCCCACAACGCCCUCGUCUACCUGCCCGCCAUGGCCUUCCAGGGGCUGACGCGCGCCCGCUGGCUGCAGCUGUCCCACAACGCGCUCAGCGUGCUGGCCCCCGAGGCCCUGGCCGGCCUGCCCGCCCUGCGCCGGCUCAGCCUGCACCACAACGAGCUGCAGGCCCUGCCGGGGGCAGCCUUGGCCCAGGCCCGCGCCCUAGCCCGGCUCGAGCUGGGCCACAAUCCCUUCACCUACGUGGGUGAGGAGGACGGGCUGGCGCUGCCGGGCCUCCGGGAGCUGACGCUGGACCACGGCGCCCUGCAGGCCCUGGAGCCCAGGGCCUUCGCCCGCUGCCCGCGCCUGCACACGCUGGACCUCCGUGGGAACCAGCUGGACACCCUGCCGCCCCUGCAGGGCCCCGGGCAGCUGCGCCGGCUGAGGCUGCAGGGGAACCCUCUGUGGUGCGGCUGCCAGGCCCGGCCGCUGCUCGAGUGGCUGGCGCGGGCGCGUGUGCGCGCGGACGGCGCGUGCAGGGGCCCCCGGCGCCUUCGAGGCGAGGCCCUGGACGCCCUGAGGCCCUCAGACUUGCGCUGCACCGGAGGCAGGGCGGAGGACGAGGAGGAAGAGCUGCUGCUGGCGGCCGCGCGGCCCCGCGCCCCCGAGGGCGCCUCCAAGGGGGACGACGGGGCGGCCGAGCCCUGCCCGCGGGCCUGCGUGUGCGUCUCCGAGUCCCGGCACAGCGGCUGCGAGGGCCGAGGCCUGCAGGCCGUGCCUCGCGGCUUCCCCAGCGACACCCAGCUCCUGGACCUGAGGCGGAACCGCUUCCCCGUGCUGCCCCGGGCGGCCUUCCCGGGCCUGGACCGCCUGGUGUCGCUGCACCUGCAGCACUGCGGCAUCACGGAGCUGGAGGCGGGCGCCCUGGCGGGGCUGGGCAGCCUGAUCUACCUCUACCUCUCUGACAACCGGCUCUCGGGCCUCAGCGCUGCUGCCUUCGAGGGGGCCCCCCGCCUCGGCUACCUGUACCUGGAGCGCAACCGCUUCGGGCGAGUGCCGGGGGCCGCCCUGCGCGCCGUGCCCGGCCUCGUUUCCCUGCACCUGCAGAGCAACACCGUGGACCGCCUGGAACCCGGGGACCUGGCAGGCACGCAGGCCUUGCGCUGGCUCUACCUGAGCGGCAACCGCAUCGCCCAAGUGGCCCCCGGGGCAGUGGGCCCGGCUGGAGAGCUGGAGAAGCUGCACCUUGACAGGAACCAACUGCGAGAGGUGCCCACUGGGGCCUUGGAGGGGCUGCCUGCCCUCCUGGAGCUGCAGCUCUCGGGGAACCCUCUCGAAGCUCUGCCGGAUGGGGCCUUCCGGUCUGUGGGCCAGUCACUGCGGCACCUCUUCCUGAACAGCAGUGGCCUGGAGCAGAUUUCUCCCAGGGCCUUCUCGGGCCUGGGACCCCGGCUCCAGAGCCUGUACCUACAGAAGAACCAGCUGCGGGCCGUGCCUGCCCUGCCCCAUCUCAGCCAGCUGGAGCUCAUUGACCUCAGCGGCAACCCCUUCCACUGCGACUGCCAGCUGCUCCCGCUGCACAGGUGGCUCACUGGGCUGAACCUGCGUGUGGGGGCCACGUGUGCCAGCCCUCCCAGUGCCCAUGGCCAGAGGGUGAAGGCUGCGACGACUGUUUUUGAAACCUGCCCAGGCUGGGCUGCCAGGAAGGCCAAGCGGACGCCGGCCGCCAGGCCCAGUGCCAGGAGCAGCCCCGGGAAGGGGAGACGAUGGAGAGCAGACAAGGUUGGCAGGUGGGGAAGGAGAAGGGCCGCCUCUGAGCACUGGCGCAGGCCGGCCCUGCCUUGAUCCCGCCCGGGAGGCUCUUACUCUCUUCAGGAACAGGCUCCGAUGAGAUCUUCUCGGCGGCCUGCAGGUCGUCCUCCAGCAGGGGCUUCUUGGACCCCUGUCUGAGGGGCCGGGUCUUGCUCGGUGGUAUUCUUUUCCCUUUGAAUAAAAACAGAAUUAAACCCA
This is a messenger RNA of Acinonyx jubatus (cheetah), 5806 nucleotides long. RefSeq names its product chondroadherin like (gene CHADL). Bases 3335 to 5641 code for a protein of 768 amino acids. The record is from RefSeq and is a predicted model, not a curated record. The transcript is spliced from 6 exons. Gene Ontology annotation, molecular function: protein binding. NCBI's taxonomy places the organism in Eukaryota, Metazoa, Chordata, Mammalia, Carnivora, Felidae. Gene Ontology annotation, cellular component: plasma membrane.